This is a messenger RNA of Anoplopoma fimbria (sablefish), 3585 nucleotides long. It is a transcript of the gene rmi1, whose product is annotated as RMI1, RecQ mediated genome instability 1, homolog (S. cerevisiae). NCBI's taxonomy places the organism in Eukaryota, Metazoa, Chordata, Actinopteri, Perciformes, Anoplopomatidae. Gene Ontology annotation, cellular component: RecQ family helicase-topoisomerase III complex; nuclear body. Gene Ontology annotation, biological process: double-strand break repair via homologous recombination; resolution of meiotic recombination intermediates. Gene Ontology annotation, molecular function: nucleotide binding. The transcript has 11 exons. The coding region runs from base 418 to 2526 and encodes 702 amino acids. The record is from RefSeq and is a predicted model, not a curated record.
AGACACAUCACUCGCACACGCAGAGGCGUGUCCAGCACGACGCUGGAGGCUCUAUUUCCGGGUGCAGUUACAUCUGCUGGUUGCUCAAGUUAUUCCUGUACGUAAGUUAACUUUGGCGCCUUGGCUGCUUUCCACAACACUUCGUGGAAGAGGCAGCCUCCAUGACUCUCAGUACCCAGACGUGACCAACUGCAGAGACAGAGGGCUUAUAAAAGCUUAUGUGACCACAGCAAAACAAUAAUAAACUAAUAUCUCUGGUCGAUAAAUCACCACAAGAUUAUGUGUCAACUGGUUCCGGAGAUACAGAGAUGAGAUGACAUAACAUACACAUUCCCUUUAAGCCCCCAGGGAUUGCAGGCUGAUAAGUGGAGAAAAUAACAGGAAGUGGCCUAAAUCGAAUACAAACAAAGGGCGAGGAUGGCCCCUGAGAUCCAGGCAGUGGUGCAUGCUACCCAAACCUGGCUGCAGUCCUCCCGGCACAUCCAGGUGCCCUUUGCCUGGCUGGAAGCCUGCGUGGAGUGGCUGCAGGAAGAAGCAGGAGGAGCAGGUCGUCUGUCACAGCAGCAAAUCAACCAACAGGCGCUGGACCAGUGGUUGUUGACGGACCUCAGGGACCUAAGCUACCCUGUUCUCCCCGAAGGACUCUCUCAGGUCCAGAAGACUGAACUCAGCGGGACCUUCUGUAUCCAGGUUGACUCGGUACUGGACAUCAGUCAGCCUGCAUAUGGUCAGAUGCAGAAGUGGAGGGGCUCAGAUUGUGCCAACGACGAGGUGUCUGCUGUCACACAGUUCACCCAGAGGCCCUGGGAAGCCAGACCAACCCGUAUGCUACUAUUGCAGGUGACAGAUGGAGUCCAGAGCUUGGAGGCCAUGGAGUAUCAGUCUGUCCCUGCACUCAGCACAGCUCUAAGGCCUGGUGUGAAGCUGCAGCUGCAAGGGCAGAUGGUCUGCAGACUCGGGAUGCUUCUGUUGGGGCCGAACAACAUCAAGGUUCUGGGUGGUGAAGUGGAGGACCUGGUGGAGAGGAAUAACCAGGGCAAGGUGCUGUGUCGGACGCUGGGACUUCCUGAGGAGCAGCAGGAGGGCGGAGAGGCCCCCCCAGCACCACGACGAGGAAACCAGGAAGUGGAGGACCUGGAGCUAGAUGAUGCAGAACUGUUGGCCAGUCUGGAGCCCCAUGAGGAAGGGGAAAGGGUUCAUGUGGGGUCGGUUCCAGACAGUGGCUACGGUACGCUCAAUGAGACCUCCACUCAGUCCUCGAGAAGCUCCUCUGUCAGGAGCCUUGUCUCAACAGCCUCAUCCAGAACUGAAGCCUCUGCCCGCUCUUACAGAAGUGGUUUGGCCCACAGCAACAGAGGUGGUUCGGUUCAAGGUCAUCGCCACGGUAACGAACAAAAGAUCUCAGACCACAACAUGGCAGUCGAAGACUUUCCUGAUGAAGACUUUGACAAUCUUCCUCUGGAUGAGUUGGACAAUGUUGUUUUUCAACAAAGUAACAAUGUUACCAUGCAGUCUGUCAGCGGUCCCAGCAGCUCGCCACAGAGCAGCGACAGAAUAACGGGAAAUCCUCACAGGGCAACAAAAGCCCAAACUGCUCAGUUUGAACAGAACACUUUGAAUGGCGCUGGCUCACGGCUUGGUUCUAGCAACUCAAGAUCCACCACACAGAAAAGAGACUAUCAAGGCUGUAUUAAGGAAUCUUCAGGGCAGGUUUCUUCCCCAGCAGCAGCUUUACAGCCAUCAGAUGAGUUAGGCUUUGUUACUAACGAUGAGAGGGAUUUCAUGGAUGACGAUAUGGACUGCUUACUUGCAGAGGUAGAAACUGGUUUGACUGGACGGUCAAAUCAGCUCCAAGUUCAACAGGGACCAAGCAGAGACCAAGAGAGCUUUACCAACAAAACAGAAACUUCAGGCUCCAGUCGUAGACUCACCAGCGACUCAUCAAGAAGUGUAACAGAAAGUUUUUCUUUUGAGAGCUCACACAACGCACCUCAGGGGCAAAAUUAUAACCCAAACACUGCAGAAUUUGAUAGACUAUCUGUUAAAAUAGACCCACAGAGUGACAGCUUGGUUCCGGCUCUCACUCUGACCUCUCCACCUUUUACAUAUUUGUGCCUGCUAGAGGAGAUGAUGUCCAAACCACAACCUCACACCACAGAGAUCCGAGUCAAAGCUUUCAUUGUGACUCUGGUGGGGAAACUGAGCAGCAACAACGGCCUCUGGCGCAUCUGCGCCACCAUAUCCGAUGGAAGCGGUUACCUGGACGUGGAGCUGUCCGAUCAGGUUUUGACGGGCCUGCUGGGCUUCUCUGUGGCGGGAAAGGCGGUUUUGAAACGUGACCCAGCCCGGAGAGGUGAGCUGGACACUGGCAUGAGGAGGUGUCAGGAGGAGCUGGUGGACAUGUGCUGUGUUAUGACCAUCGAGCUUGAACCAGACGGCAGAAAAGCUGUGGUGACCAAGGCGGACCCGGUCAAUGAGAAAGUAUUCCAAGAGCUGGAGCAGAGGGUGAGAGACAGGAGAAAAUAGACAGAGGAGUGGUUGAGGGAAAGUGGGCGAUAAUGAGAAAAUUACAGGCAGCGGAGAAGAAUAUAUUGCUUUGAGCAGAGAUGAAAAAUUGCAAAUAUAAGCAUCACCUAAAAAAAUUCUCCCUCAUGUAAUAAACUAAGGUGUUUUUUGGUUUUUUUAAAGAUUGGUGAUCAACCUGCCCUUCUGCUUUAGAUUUGUAGAGCAGAAUGUGUGAACUGGAUGUCUGAUGACAAGCAGGCUAUGUGUUGCAAUGCAUCCCAUCUGCUAUAUGUGAAUGUGACAUUCUGUCAUUUGUCAUUACAGGAUUUCAUUCAUCUAUUCAAAGACCUUUUUUUCUGCUUGAAAUGCACUGCAUCACUCCCAAGCAAAUUAAAACAGAUCUAUAAUAUCUACAAUGUGAAGUAAGUUCAAACUUCCAGGUUGUAUGUAACAUUAACAACUCUGUGAAGAGAGGAGAGAAGCAUGUAAGAUUAGAGAAGGGAAUCGGGGGAGAAAAUAAUUUGUACUCUGAUUGUUGUAAUGAAUUGCCAGCCUUUGCAUUCAUUCAGUACAUCCAUUACUUCUGACUGAAAAAUUAUUGAAUAUCCAAGGGCAGCAUGGGUCUUUAAUAAACUCCCCCGGAGGAGAUGAGAGGAAAGGGAGAUAAAGGAGAGGCCAUGAUUUCCGAUUAUUUCUGUUCAUUUCUGUUCAUUACAGAGCCUUGUCUGUUUUUGUCUUUGAUGAAUAAACCCCAAAUUUGAUGCCGUGCCUGUAUUUACUGUAUAUUGAAAUAAAAUUGUUCUGAAGGUUUUACUAUUUUUUGACUAAUAAGACAUGCUUGAAGUAAGGGCUUGCUGCUAAUUUUAUCUUUUUAUUCUCCUUGACAAAUGAGUAUUGUAUUCCUCAAGAAUAACUAUAAAAACAAUAACUGGACACGGUUGCAGUGUUUCAUUUGGUUUGUAAUAGCUUUAUUAAACACAUCUUUGGGAUAUUCAUAGUUUAGGCACACAUAACAGUAAUCAAAUGUAGCCCUGCAGUAUUAUGUGGUUGUGUAGCUCUUCAGAUGUGUCUGAAACGUCU